AAACCCUGUUAACCUGGCCGUGUUAAAACUGAACGAGCAAGGCCUGUUGGACAAACUGAAAAACAAAUGGUGGUACGACAAGGGAGAGUGUGGCAGCGGGGGCGGGGACUCCAAGGAUAAGACAAGUGCGUUGAGCCUGAGCAACGUGGCCGGAGUGUUCUACAUUCUGAUUGGAGGGCUGGGCCUGGCCAUGCUGGUGGCGUUGGUGGAGUUCUGCUACAAGUCGCGAACCGAGUCUCAGAGAAUGAAGGUGUCCACCGCGCGAGCCGCCGCUCAGACCUUUCAGUGCUCAGCCUUAGACACAGGGGGCGCUACCGCUCCUUACACAGAGCUGCAGAGCUACGGCCUGUACUCCAACAACACUGUUAAGAUAUAAGAGAGAGAACAGAGGACAC
Messenger RNA from Oncorhynchus masou masou (cherry salmon), 395 nucleotides. Its product is annotated as glutamate receptor 2-like. The annotation marks the transcript as partial. The transcript has 2 exons. The record is from RefSeq and is a predicted model, not a curated record. Gene Ontology annotation, cellular component: plasma membrane; dendritic spine; postsynaptic density membrane. Lineage: Eukaryota; Metazoa; Chordata; Actinopteri; Salmoniformes; Salmonidae. Gene Ontology annotation, molecular function: transmitter-gated monoatomic ion channel activity involved in regulation of postsynaptic membrane potential; AMPA glutamate receptor activity. Gene Ontology annotation, biological process: synaptic transmission, glutamatergic; modulation of chemical synaptic transmission.